This is a messenger RNA of Lactuca saligna, 645 nucleotides long. NCBI's taxonomy places the organism in Eukaryota, Viridiplantae, Streptophyta, Magnoliopsida, Asterales, Asteraceae. The record is from the annotation of a GenBank genome assembly.
AUAAAAAUACCAUUUUUAAUUACCAAUAAAUGGAAAUGAACUCAUUACAUAUGGAUGAAAAUGGUUCCUUCAUCAAAAGGUUUAAUUGUUUGAUGAAACUCUAUGUAGAUGCAGCACAUUAAGAAGGAUAAAAUUGGCAUUCCUAUAGGUGUUGGAAUUACCGGUGGAAUAGACUUUCGAUUUCUGACCUUUGGAGGAUUCAAGUACCUCCUGUUCAGUGGACCCUGGUAUUUUCUUUUCUACGUGUUUCUCUCUGUCGAUUCCACCUUUCUUUUAUCCAAUAGUAAACUUCCAGAUAUCUACCCCCGACUUCAUCUCCAUCCUCCACCACUCUCCCAUCUUUAUGGAAUGUGUCCUGUUGGGAUCCAUUUUGGAUUUAGAGUCACCGCUUCAUCUUCCGAUAGAGUCCACCCACCGCAUUAUCUGCUUCUGAUGUCUACCCAUCUCAUUCAAUUUACCGACCAUUCUUCUCCACAUCCACGUCUUCCUUCUUACUGCUAUUAUGCCCACCCAGUCCACCGCUUCACCGUUCUCUCUCAGUUUACCAUCCACCUCUACCGGGGAAGAUUAGAGAGUUUGGGAGUAAUGGUGGCGUUCAGGUUACAGAAAUUUUGGGACGCCAAGAUCGCUUCGAGAAUUGUUUAA